Marasmius oreades (fairy-ring Marasmius) is the source of this 3676-nucleotide messenger RNA. RefSeq lists its product as uncharacterized. Lineage: Eukaryota; Fungi; Basidiomycota; Agaricomycetes; Agaricales; Marasmiaceae. Gene Ontology annotation, biological process: rRNA processing; tRNA export from nucleus. The transcript has 11 exons. Gene Ontology annotation, cellular component: small-subunit processome; CURI complex; UTP-C complex. Bases 27 to 3668 code for a protein of 1213 amino acids. The record is from RefSeq and is a predicted model, not a curated record.
CUUGGACCAAGCUCUUUUCAACAGCCAUGACCCUCAAACGCAAACGGAAGGACGAUAAAUCAUCAAAAAAGCGACCUCUGGCAGACGACAGUGACCCUACCUCGGGUAUAGAAGGAACUAUCAACGAUGGCGAGGCUGUUGCAGAAAUGGAAGAAGAGUGGGGAGGCAUUGAGAUUCCCAGUAAUGAAACACCUGAGCAAGAACCAAAGACUCAUAAACUGAGUGGCGAAGAGAUCCGAAAUAUGAAGGAUGCCUCUGAAUUAUUCAAGUCUAACUCUUUCAAAUUGCAGAUUGACGCCCUUCUUCCGAAUGUUCGUCCUAAACAGAAGAGAAUACCUCCGUUGGAUCGCUUUCUGCUUGAUUUCCACAAUUUCCUUUCCAAACUUCCGUCUGUACCAGCAAGGCACCCACUUGAAGCCGCGCGCGUUCUCUUGAAGAAAGGCGUUGCAGUUCCUUAUCCCACGCCUUUGCCCACCGAAGAUACAAAUUGGAAAGUUGCCUUUGAGACGCCCAGCAACAUCACUCUCGUCGGAAGUUGGGCAAAUAAAACUCAUGUCAAAGGUCAGGAUGGCCAUCGGUAUGGUGUUGAUUUGGCCGUCGAAAUGCCUUCCACUCUUUUCCAAGAGAAGGAUUACUUGAAUAGCCGAUUUUUCCACAAACGAUCGUUUUACCUCGCUGCUAUGGCUGCGGCUAUCAUUGGCGAUACGGAUAUUGGCAUGAAGGUUUCGGCGUCGUAUAGCUCCGUUGGAGACGAUCCACGCCUCACGAAGCUAGUUCUUGAGCCUCGCGCUGAUGGCUCUGUUUAUGACUUCUCAAAAUUGAAUGCAUGUGUAUGCAUCAUUCCCGUACUCUCUCCCAAUUCCCCAAUUCCUCUCCAUCGAUUAUCCCCUUCUCGUCUCAAUUUUCGUGGGGCCGCAGUUGACAGCGACGAAAGCAACAAGCAGGCUGCAUCUCCUUUGUAUAACACUGCCAUCCUUACUUCGCUGACACCCAAAUAUCAUCUUUUAUCGACGCACGCUCUUCAGCAGAACGUUCCUGCUCUCAGUGAUGCCGUAGCUCUACUACGUGUUUGGGCUAACCAACGUGGUUACGGGGAAGGUUCGAAAUUGACCGUAAGAGGAUUCGACGGAAAGGGCCCAUGGUGGACAUUUUUACUCGCUCUCCUGGUGCGCGGAGAGGAACCUUCCGCUCCCAGCAACGUCAAACGAAAGCCACUUGGACGAGGUUUGAGCUCGUAUCAGUUAUUCCGAGCCGCGCUUGAUUUCCUAUCGAAACAUGACUUCGAGAAUUCUCCCGUUUUCAUCAAAACUGAGAAUGGAAGCCAUAGAUACCCACCCGAGGAGUAUCAAAGUCAUAACACCGCGAUUUUUGUCGAGUCAAGCUCGACCGCGAACCUUUUGGCUGACGUCCCCACCGGAUCCCUGAAACUGCUGCGAAGUGACGCAAGGAAGACAUUGGAUUGUUUGAACCUGGGAACUUUAGAAGACCCAUUUCCCGAGGUGUUCUUGAGGGACCACAGAGAUUUGCAAUCCCGCUUCGAUGCAGUGCUUCGUGUCGAUCUCUCGUCCGUGAAACCACGGAUGAUACCACCGUAUAGAGCAAUGGACUCCGGAUCAGCCGCAAAUGCCAUGAUGACUGUCAUGACCUCGCUGAUUGCACAUGGUCUUGGGAAUCGAGUUCAGGCUGUCGCGGUGUUGCAUCCUUCCCCUUCACCCCGGCCACUAUCUCAGGCACAUCCAUCCAGUCCACAUAUUAUCCACAUUGGUUUGGUGUAUGAUACGCGGCAUGCUUUCAGACAAGUUGACCACGGUCCGGCGGUCAGCGAGACUGACUCGACGGUCACUGAGCGUUUCUUGGACUUUUGGGGUGACAAAGCUGAGCUACGGAGGUUUAAGGACGGCAGUAUCGUGCAGAGUGUGGUAUGGGAUGUCAAAACCGUUGAUGAAAAGGCGCACAUACCAAUCAUGGUUGUACGACAUAUCCUACAUCGUCACUUUGGUCUAGACGUCGACGCCGUCACGAGCUGGCAAAGUCAAUUCGAUUCUUUGUUAAGGCUUCCCGAAUCGAUAUCGCGAUACUACACUGGUUCAGGCAUUUCUAUGGGAUUUAAAGGAGCCAUAUCAGCAUUUGAUAACCUUAUAAAGGGCAUCAAAGCUCUGGACGAAAAAGUGCCGCUGACAUUAUCGAGUGCUAGUGCGAUAUCGGAUUGUCUGCGUUACACAAGCGUCUUCAGUCCCGUUCCCCUUCCGUCUUCCUUAGCUGUUGCACUCCCACCCAACGCUCGAUAUCUUCACCCUAUCGAGAUUGUUCUCGAAUUCGAGAAGUCUUCUAGAUGGCCAGACGAACUAAAAGCCAUUCAAAAGAUCAAGCUAGCCUUUUUCGAGAGGAUAGCAAGCGUUCUCACGUUUUCAGCGGAAGGUUUCAAGGCCUCGGUUGUUUUAGGGGAUUCUUUGAACGAGAUCCAGGAUAACGCCCGUUUGGAAAUAAUAACUCCUGAAGGGUGGGCGUUCCAUGCUCGAAUUUGGCAUGACCGAGAGGCUACCCUCCUAGACCGCAUUAUUAGAGGGACAGGAAAUCUCCCUCACGUUACAGGCAAAGCGAAGGACCAUAAGAAGCGGAGGGAACACCGCGACGCCGUUCAAGCCAGAGAGGUUCACACUCGAAGGUUUAUACACGCUCCUCGCCACCAUCGUGCGGUUGCAAAGCUUUGCCACCAUUUUCCCGCGUUUUCUGGUACAGUCCGCCUAAUCAAACGUUGGUUUGCCUCUCAUUGGUUACUUCACGGCCACGUCACGGAAGAAGUCAUCGAGUUGCUCUGUGCUCGGUUCUUUGUCGUUCCGGGAUGGGAUCAAGAUGUGGAUCAAGAAAACCAGCGUCCCCUGGAGAGUCCCACGGUUCCGGGAAGUAAAGAGAGGGGCUUCGCUGUAGUGAUUCAGUUUUUGAAGGAUUGGAGGUGGGAGAGAGGAAUAUUUGUACCCAUUUACGACGUGUCUCUGUCCGAUUCGGCGCGUGAGGUAGUGAACGCCUGCAACGCUGGUGUCUGGAGGGUGUCGACGAAAAUGGACGAGCAAGGUACAAUGUGGACCAGGAAUGGACCAGAUUUUAUCGUUGCUCGCAGAGUUCAAGCAUUAGCACAGGUGACAUGGAAAUGCUUGCAAGAGAUGGAAAUGAGUGGAAGAAUGGAUGUUCAGUCAUUGUUUGACCAUCCGACUGACGACUAUGAUCUCGUCCUCUCACUCAAUCGUCAAUCUCUAACACGGUAUCACCAUAAUGUCAAGGUUGACACAAGUAAACUGCCAAAGCAAGGAAGAGACCAGAAUCAGGUGGAUGGUACACUCGUCCGUCCUGGAUUUGAUCCAGCCAUGGCCUUUUUCGAAGAUCUUCAACGAGUGUAUGCUGACACGUUCAGAGUGUUCUUCGAUCCAUUCGGCGGGCACCGGAUCGGGGCUGUUUGGGACCCGUCCUUGAAACAACCGAGACCGUUCCGUGUGUUAGGUGGCUUUUCAAGUGUACCAGUAGCAGAGAUAUCACCCUCAUCUAAGGACAAAUCAAAAUCAAAAUCGUCGCAGAAAGAAAAAGAUUUGGUAGCUCUAAAUGAAGAGGGUAUUAUCGGUGAAUUGGAGCGAAUGGGAAGUGGGAUUUUGGAUGGUAUAACCGUUCACGUAUGAUGGACGCG